Tricharina praecox is the source of this 846-nucleotide messenger RNA. RefSeq lists its product as uncharacterized. The record is from RefSeq and is a predicted model, not a curated record. Lineage: Eukaryota; Fungi; Ascomycota; Pezizomycetes; Pezizales; Pyronemataceae. Bases 90 to 719 code for a protein of 209 amino acids. The transcript has a single exon.
GAGGUGAUCUAUUCCCGACGAUCCGUUUCUUUGACCUGAGGACAUUGCUCUAGAGUGUAGCGGAACCGAGCAACCACAUACGUACAUACAUGAGCAUCAAACUAACCACCUACGGUGAGCUUCCACUGGAUAUUCCAGAACACUUGCUAGAAGCCCCCACGAUGUGGGAGAGAAGGAAGGGAGGGAGGGGGGGCCCUGCAGGCGGACGGGCAGUCAUAGCAGUCCUAGCAGCCAGCGCGCAUGGAAGCUGUCGCACGGCCACCGUUCGAUCGAUUCGUAUUGCUCGGUCGGAUAAGUGGAGGGGCGGCGGCGUCCGAAGAUGGCAAUUGCCUGCUCCGACAGGAGGACAUGCCCGUCGCAGCCGAUUAGGAAGGCAUUGCAGCUGCCGUGCUCUCGUUCGCAGUCCACCUUGUACGCAGCAGCAGGUGUCGGUUGGGGGGAGAAUCGGUCACAGGCCUGUCCCUGUCGCACGGUGUUCGGAGUUGGUACCUGUUGAUGACGAGCUCGCAACUCCGGCCUGCCGACCACCUCAGUCCCGUUUACGCGUACAUGUACCUGAGUCGGGACAGCAGGUGGGGGUUGGUGGGCGCUAUGCACAUGGCAGGCCCCAUAAUCCCGCCAGAUUCAGCCAAAUCUGCCUCCCCUCCCCCCUCCCCCGGUGGGCGGAAUUUACCACAUCGAGGCGAAUCGACCUCGUUCUGGAUGCUUGGGAUCGAUAAUUGGCACUUUAUUCUCCGUCCUAUUGGUUGCCUAUAGCCUCCGAGAAUUACCCUCCAUUCCCCCUUGGGACACCGGUAACGUCGCGAUGGGAUGCAUACAUAGCUCAGCAGUCAACUCCCCAACGCC